CAGGAUGGCAGCGGUGUCUGGGCUCAUGAGGAGACCCCUUCAGCAGGUUUCCGGGCUGCUGAAGAGGUGCUUUCAUAGAACCGCGCCGGCAGCGCUGCAGCUGACAGUUCGAGAAGCUAUUAAUCAAGGUAUAGAUGAGGAGCUGGAAAGAGAUGAGAAGGUAUUUCUGCUUGGAGAAGAAGUUGCCCAGUAUGAUGGGGCAUACAAGGUUAGUCGAGGCCUGUGGAAAAAAUAUGGAGAUAAGAGGAUCAUAGACAUUCCGAUAUCUGAGAUGGGUUUUGCUGGAAUUGCAGUUGGUGCAGCUAUGGCUGGGUUGCGGCCCAUCUGUGAAUUUAUGACCUUCAAUUUCUCUAUGCAAGCCAUUGACCAGGUUAUAAACUCAGCUGCCAAGACCUACUACAUGUCUGCAGGCCUCCAGCAGCCUGUGCCCAUAGUAUUCAGGGGACCUAAUGGUGCCUCAGAAGGUGUGGCUGCCCAACACUCACAGUGCUUUGCUGCAUGGUAUGGGCACUGCCCAGGCUUAAAGGUGGUCAGCCCCUGGAAUUCAGAGGAUGCAGCCAUUCAGGAUAACAAUCCAGUGGUGAUGCUAGAGAAUGAAUUGAAGUAUGGAGUUUCCUUUGAACUUCCUGCAGAAGCUCAGUCAAAAGAUUUUCUGAUUCCCAUUGGAAAAGCCAAAAUAGAAAGGCAAGGGACACAUAUAACCAUAGUUGCCCAUUCGAGACCUGUAGGCCACUGCUUAGAAGCUGCGACUGUACUAUCUAAAGAGGGAAUUGAAUGUGGGGUAAUUAAUAUGCGUGCCAUCAGACCAAUGGACAUUGCCAUAGAAGCCAGUGUCAUGAAGACAAAUCAUCUUGUAACUGUGGAAGGAGGCUGGCCACAGUUUGGAGUAGGAGCUGAAAUUUGUGCCAGGAUCAUGGAAGGACCUGCAUUCAAUUUCCUGGAUGCUCCUGCUGUUCGUGUCACUGGUGCUGAUGUUCCAAUGCCUUAUGCUAAGAUUCUAGAAGACCACUCUGUACCUCAAGUCAAAGACAUCAUAUUUGCUAUAAAGAAAACACUGAAUAUCUAGCUUGGACUUGAAUAUCAAGUCAUUGGGAUUUAUUUAAAACACUUGGCUGGAGCUCCAUCU
Molecule: messenger RNA, 1126 nt
Organism: Dipodomys spectabilis (banner-tailed kangaroo rat)
Lineage: Eukaryota; Metazoa; Chordata; Mammalia; Rodentia; Heteromyidae
Product: pyruvate dehydrogenase E1 component subunit beta, mitochondrial-like
Biological process (GO): pyruvate decarboxylation to acetyl-CoA
Molecular function (GO): pyruvate dehydrogenase (acetyl-transferring) activity
Source: RefSeq, a predicted model, not a curated record